CACGAUAACCACCUGUGGAUGUUAGUAGAAUAUCGCCGCGCAUUACGAAUUUUCUGUUCUCUGACCUAAACCAUGUGCCCUUGCCUGUAAACCCCGUUGAACUUCCUUUUUCAACUCGGAGAUAAGUCAUGCAGAUCUUCGUGAAGACCCUGACGGGCAAGACCAUCACACUUGAGGUUGAGCCCUCGGACUCCAUUGAGAAUGUCAAGGCCAAGAUCCAAGACAAGGAAGGCAUCCCCCCAGAUCAGCAGAGGUUGAUCUUUGCCGGCAAACAGCUGGAAGAUGGUCGCACACUCUCUGACUACAACAUCCAGAAAGAGUCCACCCUCCACCUGGUGUUGCGUCUCCGUGGUGGCAUCAUCGAGCCCAGUCUGAGAAUCCUUGCCUCCAAGUACAACUGUGACAAGAUGAUCUGCAGAAAAUGCUAUGCCCGCCUGCAUCCACGUGCAACCAACUGCCGCAAGAAGAAGUGUGGUCACACUAACAACCUGCGCCCCAAGAAGAAGCUUAAGUAGACGACACCUGCACAUCGGGCUCCAGCUGAAGACAUUGAUUAUUGUGUGUUUUCCCAAUUAUUCUCAAUAAAGGCUGCGCCCCUUC
Molecule: messenger RNA, 600 nt
Organism: Dreissena polymorpha
Lineage: Eukaryota; Metazoa; Mollusca; Bivalvia; Myida; Dreissenidae
Product: ubiquitin-60S ribosomal protein L40
Exons: 4
Coding region: 129-515 (128 amino acids)
Biological process (GO): protein ubiquitination; translation; modification-dependent protein catabolic process
Cellular component (GO): ribosome; cytoplasm; nucleus
Molecular function (GO): protein tag activity; ubiquitin protein ligase binding; structural constituent of ribosome
Source: RefSeq, a predicted model, not a curated record